Spinacia oleracea (spinach) is the source of this 831-nucleotide messenger RNA. Its product is annotated as protein ALP1-like. The record is from RefSeq and is a predicted model, not a curated record. The coding region runs from base 1 to 831 and encodes 276 amino acids. Lineage: Eukaryota; Viridiplantae; Streptophyta; Magnoliopsida; Caryophyllales; Amaranthaceae. The transcript is spliced from 2 exons.
AUGGCUAUGAGUUUGGAUAUUGAAGAACUUUUAUCUGAUUCAGAUGAAGAACUUUUAUCUGAUUCAGAUGAAGAACUUUUAUCUGAUUCAGAUAAAGAGGAUUUUCAACAAUUAAUGACAAUCUAUAAUUGCAUAGGAGCUAUUGAUGGAACUCAUGUAUCAGCACGUGUACCACAAGAUCAACAGAUUCCAUAUCGUGGGAAAAAAGUUGAGCCUACAAUGAACGUAAUGUGUGCUUGCUCAUUUGACAUGAAAUUCACAUUUGUGAUGGCUGGAUGGGAAGGUACGGCAAAUGAUUCAAGAAUUUUUUGGGAAACAAUUACAAAUAUUGAACAGACUAAGUUUCCUAUGCCUCCUGUGAGAAAAUAUUAUCUAAUUGACUCGGGGUACACAAAUAUGCCCGGUUUUCUUUCACCGUAUCGUGGAGAACGAUAUCAUUUGCGUGACUACAGGGGAACAAUGAGACCACAAGGUCCGGAGGAGAUAUUUAAUUAUACACAUUCUUCGUUGCGUAAUGUUAUUGAAAUAUGUUUUGGGGUUUUGAAAGCUAGAUUCCCUAUUCUCAGAGAUAUGCCUCCAUAUGAUUUAAAAAGACAAACGUAUAUAGUUUUAUCAUGUUCCGUUGUCCACAAUUUCAUAAAAAUGUGUAAGGAUGGAGAUCCCUUGUUCACACAUUAUGCAGAUGAAAAUGUUGAACUUGAAGAUGAUGGAUUAGCCAAUGGAUCUGAAGAAUUAGUGACUCCUAGUGUUAGUCAAAGUGAACUUCGUAGAAUGGCGGAGUUUCGAGAUCGUUUAGCAAAACGAUUGUGGGAAAGACAAAUUUCUCAAUGA